AUGCACACCCUCCACCAUGCACACCCUCCACCAUGCACACCCUCCACCAUGCACACCCUCCACCAUGCACACCCUCCACCAUGCACACCCACCACCAUGCACACCCACCACCAUGCACACCCUCCACCAUGCACACCCACCACCAUGCACACCUUCCACCAUGCACACCCUCCACCAUACACACCCUCCACCAUACACACCCUCCACCAUACACACCCUCCACCAUGCACACCCUCCACCAUGCACACCCUCCACCAUGCACACCCACCACCAUGCACACCCACCACCAUGCACACCCACCACCAUGCACACCCUCCACCAUGCACACCCUCCACCAUGCACACCCUCCACCAUGCACACCCUCCACCAUGCACACCCACCACCAUGCACACCCACCACCAUGCACACCUCCACCAUGCACACCCUCCACCAUACACACCCUCCACCAUGCACACCCUCCACCAUGCACACCCUCCACCAUGCACACCCUCCACCAUGCACACCCUCCACCAUGCACACCCACCACCAUGCACACCCACCACCAUGCACACCCUCCACCAUGCACACCCUCCACCAUGCACACCCACCACCAUGCACACCCACCACCAUGCACACCCUCCACCAUGCACACCCUCCACCAUGCACACCCUCCACCAUGCACACCCACCACCAUGCACACCCACCACCAUACACACCCUCCACCAUGCACACCCUCCACCAUGCACACCCACCACCAUGCACACCCACCACCAUGCACACCCUCCACCAUGCACACCCUCCACCAUGCACACCCUCCACCAUGCACACCCUCCACCAUGCACACCCUCCACCAUGCACACCCUCCACCAUGCACACCCUCCACCAUGCACACCCACCACCAUGCACACCCUCCACCAUGCACACCCUCCACCAUGCACACCCUCCACCAUGCACACCCUCCACCAUGCACACCCUCCACCAUGCACACCCUCCACCAUGCACACCCACCCAGCCAAGCCAUACUGCUACUGUGUCAUAGAGGCCUCUGGUAACCUGCAGUGA
This is a messenger RNA of Oncorhynchus tshawytscha (Chinook salmon), 1041 nucleotides long. Its product is annotated as extensin-like. The record is from RefSeq and is a predicted model, not a curated record. Lineage: Eukaryota; Metazoa; Chordata; Actinopteri; Salmoniformes; Salmonidae. The transcript is spliced from 2 exons. The coding region runs from base 1 to 1041 and encodes 346 amino acids.